Molecule: messenger RNA, 3239 nt
Organism: Alexandromys fortis (reed vole)
Lineage: Eukaryota; Metazoa; Chordata; Mammalia; Rodentia; Cricetidae
Gene: Guk1
Product: guanylate kinase 1
Exons: 8
Coding region: 2365-2961 (198 amino acids)
Biological process (GO): purine nucleotide metabolic process
Cellular component (GO): cytosol
Molecular function (GO): GMP kinase activity
Source: RefSeq, a predicted model, not a curated record
GCCGUUGGAAGAGGCUCCUCAAUUCUGGGGGCUUCAGGGCUGGAAUGUGUCACUCAUAUCUGCCUAGUGCUGCUUGUAGCUUCAGUGGACAGGAGGGAUGCGGUGGUUGUGACAGAUUUCUAGUCCUAGGGGCCCUAAGGUAAAGACAGGAAGAGGUUGUGCAGGAAGUUGUGUCUAGGGAGUGUUCCAGGAGAGCAUGUUCCCUCCCAAUGCUCCUGUGGAAAUCACUUGUAUCUUAGCUCAUCUUAGAGUUAAGGGCUUGGGGCUCUUUGUCAGGCAAUUGAAGUCUGGGGCUAGAAGAGCUAAAGAGAUUGGGGUCCAAAGUUUUUCCAGUGGUCUCCCCAAAGGAAGUUGCCUUUGAGUAGCACACACGUCUGUAAAUGCUAGAGCAGAGAUUAGAUCUGUAGUUUCUGCCGUUAGCUGUGGCCCCGUGGAGAUGUAGCGAACGCCUGGUCACCUAGCUGCUGACUAGAGUCCUCCGUACUCCCCUUGCCAGGCCCCAGUGCCACUGUACCACACAGCUGGCUGCUAGUCAGGGUCAUCUGGUAGGGUCUGUGUAGAUCCAAGCAAGUGUAGUGUCAUUGAGGCUCACCAAGAACUGUCAAAGGUCCACGGGCUGCAUGUGCCCGUGCCUGGUGACACCUACUGGCACUCUUCAGAGCCAAGGGGCCAACAGGUGGAGCUGGUGCCCUGUGUCUUCCUGUCCCUUGUGAUUCAGCCCCAGGAGGACAGAAGUUAAACACUGACUCCUGAAAGGCUGGCCUUGAGAGAGAGAGAGGUUAAGCGGCUUAGCAGGGGUGCCUUAGGGAGUGCAGAGCUGGGUUGGAUUCAGCUGUAGCAUAUGUCCACAUGUGCACGCCAGUGUCCUUCCUCCCCCUGUCUGGUCAUGGCCUACAAGGUACAGGGUUAGGGUCAAGAGAGGACUCCCACAAUGCCAGAAAUGAGGAUUUGAGACUGAAAUCUGGGUGAUACCAGCUCAUCAUUACUUAGAGUUGGAAGCAGGGAACAGAGUGGGGGAUGGGUAUAGGCUGCUCCAUUGUCUGAUGGGAUUACAGAUCACGUGUUUCACCCAUGCCUGUCCCUCAUGCAUGUCCUCUUGACCAUCCGACCUGAGAUCCUUUUCUCAGAAGCUUCUUACCUCAUGCACUUUGGAGCAUCUCUCUUAGCUGUGGUUCUCCUCUGUUGUACUUGUUCUUUGAGUGUCAGAUCCUGUGUUCUCAGUCUCUGGAAUACAACUGUGCAGUGAGUUACGCAGCCCCACGGUGAGCGCUGCCUUAAGCUCCUUUUAAGCUCAAGGGAACCAAGAGCUCCAGAAAUGGGUCAUUUAGAAUGUGCAGAUGUAGAACACAUUGGCAGCUGCAGAUCACAGCCUGUGGCCAUCAAGGGAAUUUGGAGCCAGUGCAGCACCUUGAGGAACUCUCAUCCGGAGUGCCUGAUACAGCAGGCAGAAGGAAGGCAGCUUUGUAGGAGCUGGGUUGGGUGGUUUGUAGCAUACACUCUUAGGGCCAGGCCAUGGUGGAAGCAGCAGGGCUCAGUGACUAGGGAAGAGGAUACCUGUGAAAAGGUGGUGAUGAGAUGUGGGUCAGGGGAAGCCUGGAGCCCAGACAGGAAAUUGGCGUACAGUGGUCGGUGUGACUGGGGAGAGCCAUAAGGGAGCAGUGUCAUUGAGAGGCACCACUGGUGACACUGAGUGAGUUUCUCUAGGACCCCUUAACUAUGCCUUUAUAUAGGUGGUCCUGUGUGCUUCUCAGGGACAUGUGCAUGUGUGUGUUCUGAGUAUGCAUGUGUGAUGUGCAUGCACAUGUGCCAUACUCAUAGUGCUUGUGCUCCUGUGGGUGAUAGAAUACCAGCACCAGUGCUUUUGUAAGAUUACCUCAUGGCCUACAUCAGGGAUUAAGAACACAAGACUUCCCUAAGCUGAUGCCCUUCCUGCAGCCUAUGCCUUUUGGACCAAAAGCUGUGUGGGCCUCACCCUUAGAGGCCAAAGUUGCUUGGGUUGGCAGACAGCCCCUCCAGCUCCCAAAUACCUUCCCUGAUCUCCCUUUUCCUCAACCUCAGUAGAGAGCAGCAGCUCAUGUCUCUCAGCCCCUGUGGUGGCUCUUCCCCAUCUGUCAGUGUGUCAGAUGCAGCCCUGGUUAUUUGAACAGGUGUAGUCUCAGGAGAAGGACAAGUAAUUCCUUUUCCUUCUUGCACAGUGGAAGAAUGGGGCUGAUCUCUUUGCAGCCAGUGCAGGCAGGGCUGGGUGCCCCAGGGAUUUAUUGAAGGGCGGGGUAUGGGCUUGGCAGAGAUUAGUCCCCUGUCCCUAGGUGUAGAGCAGCCAUUGACUCUUCCCAGGUUAACCACGGAGGCUGCAGCACAUCAAGCAUGGCAGGACCUAGGCCAGUGGUGCUGAGUGGGCCGUCAGGAGCAGGGAAGAGCACCCUGCUCAAGAAGUUGUUCCAGGAACAUGGCAGCAUCUUUGGCUUCAGUGUGUCCCAUACUACAAGGAAUCCACGACCUGGUGAGGAAAAUGGCAAAGAUUACUACUUUGUGACCAGGGAGAUGAUGCAGCGUGAUAUUGCAGCAGGGGACUUCAUUGAGCAUGCUGAGUUCUCGGGGAACCUGUAUGGAACAAGCAAGGCGGCUGUUCGGGCUGUGCAGGCCAUGAACCGCAUCUGCGUGCUAGACAUUGACCUACAGGGUGUGCGCAACAUCAAGAAGACUGAUCUGCAUCCCAUCUACAUCUCUGUGCAACCUCCCUCGCUGGCUGUGCUGGAGCAGCGACUGCGGCUGCGCAACACUGAAACUGAGGAGAGUUUGGCCAAGCGGCUGGCAGCUGCACAGGCUGACAUGGAGAGCAGCAAGGAGCCUGGCUUGUUUGACCUGGUGAUCAUCAAUGACAACUUGGAUAAAGCCUAUGCAACAUUGAAGCAGGCACUGUCUGAGGAAAUCAAGAAAGCUCAGGGAACUGACCAUGCCUGAGGGUCUGCUUCAUUCCACAGAGUGAUGCCUGUGCCCCAAAUAUAUCUGGGUUAUGAGGUGGGGUGGUCUUUGCCAGGGCACCAAGGACUUGUAUAGACUUCUACUGUGGAGUAGGAGGAGCUGCCCCUUGUCUGGCCACAUGGUGGCUCUUCACCCUGUGCUGGCUUGCUGAGGCUGAAGGACUCGGAAAUGUACUCACUUCUAUUCUCCCUGGGCUGUCCCUGUCCCUCCUGCUGGAGCAGGACUGACAUCCUAAUAAAGUAACUCUUGGGUUAGAA